AUGCCCGUCAGAGAAACUGAGAGAGAAGUUGUUUUAACUCAUCCUACCGAUGAUACUACCAGUGUCCAUAUUUUGAAGUAUGGCGCUACAGUUUAUUCUUGGAAAUUGAAAUCUGAAGAACAGUUGUGGUUGUCCACCGCUGCUAAACUGGAUGGUAGCAAGCCUGUGAGAGGUGGGAUUCCUCUGGUUUUUCCUGUGUUCGGGAAGAAUGAGACCGAUGAAUAUUUGAGUAAGUUGCCCCAACAUGGCCUUGCAAGAAAUUCCACUUGGGAAUUCUUAGGCCAAACUAAGGAGAACCCACCAACGGCGCAAUUUGGUUUGAAACCUGAAAUUUCCAAUCCGGAAUUGACCAAGUUAUGGCCAAUGGAUUUUCUUUUGAUUUUAACCGUUGAGUUGGGCCCAGAUUAUUUGAAAACAGCCAUAGAAGUGGAGAACACUUCUAGCUCCAAAGAAUUGAAAUUCAACUGGUUAUUCCAUACCUAUUUCCGCAUUGAAGACAUCGAAGGCACGAUGGUCUCCAAUUUAGCUGGUAUGAAAGUUUAUGAUCAACUGUUGAAAGAAUCAUAUGUUGAUAAGCACCCAGUCGUUACUUUCAAUGAAGAAACUGAUGUAAUUUAUCAAAACGUCAGUCCUGAGCGUGCCAUCCAAAUAGUUGACAAGGGCGUUCAAAUUCAUACCCUAAAAAGAUACAACUUACCGGAUACUGUCGUUUGGAAUCCGUGGGUUGAGAAGUCUCGAGGAAUGGCCGAUUUCGAACCAAAAACUGGUUACCAGCAAAUGAUAUGUAUUGAACCUGGACAUGUUCAUGACUUCGUUACCUUAGCUCCUGGGAAGAAAUGGGAUGCUUACCAAUUGCUUUGUAAGGAAGAAUUAAAGUACCAGGCCAUUCAAUGA
Messenger RNA from Saccharomyces kudriavzevii IFO 1802, 894 nucleotides. Its product is annotated as glucose-6-phosphate 1-epimerase. The transcript has a single exon. Gene Ontology annotation, biological process: carbohydrate metabolic process. The record is from RefSeq and is a predicted model, not a curated record. Bases 1 to 894 code for a protein of 297 amino acids. Gene Ontology annotation, molecular function: carbohydrate binding; isomerase activity. NCBI's taxonomy places the organism in Eukaryota, Fungi, Ascomycota, Saccharomycetes, Saccharomycetales, Saccharomycetaceae.